GCCAUGCUUGGCCUACCUGCUUGUUGCAGCACCUGAGGGCAAUUAGCACGCAGCUGGAGGUCAAGAUAUAAAAGAGUGCCGGGCAAGAUGGCGGCCUCUCUUCUCGUCGUCAAGGUCGCGCUCCCAAAAAAAAAAACAACAACAACAAAAAAAGGCAACAAUCUCAAGUGUGGCUAUAAAAGGCCGCUCUGACUGCGCCUCACUCUGCUGACCCGGAGACGGUCCACCAUGAAGAAUCUCCUUUUGUCGCAAUUGCUGCUCUGCUACUUGGUAGCUGCUGUGUUGUCGGCCCCCACCGAGCAUGUCCGUUGGUGUGUGAAGUCAAACAAGGAGCAACAGAAGUGCUCUGACUUGGCCGCCAAGGUGCCGGUUUUCACCUGCGUGGAGAAAGCGGACUCCAAAGGAUGCAUCGAAGCCAUUCACGCAGGAACAGCUGAUGCCAUCACGUUGGACGGAGGAGACAUCUACACUGCAGGACUGGAGAACUUCAAGCUUCAUCCCAUAAUUGCAGAAGACUAUGGUGCCACAUCUGAUAGCUGCUACUACGCAGUUGCUGUGGCUAAGAAGGGUACAGGCUUUGGCAUCCGGGACCUAAGAGGGAAGAGGUCUUGCCACACUGGUUUAGGAAAAUCUGCUGGCUGGAACAUCCCAAUCGGAACACUGAUCAGGCUUGGUAUCUUGUCGUGGGGCGGCAUUGAGGACGAAACUCUUGAGGCUGCGGUGAGUAACUUCUUCAGCCAAAGCUGUGCUCCUGGAGCAGAAAAGGGUUCUAAACUGUGCAAAAGCUGCAAGGGAGACUGCUCACGGUCUCACAAUGAACCCUACUAUGACUACGGUGGUGCAUUCCAGUGCCUGGUAGAUGAUGCUGGAGAUGUGGCCUUUGUCAAGCAUCUGACUGUACCAGACAGCGAGAAGGCAAACUAUGAGCUGCUGUGUUUGGACAACACCAGAGCCCCAAUUGACAACUUCAAGGAAUGCCACCUGGCCAGGGUACCCGCCCAUGCUGUAGUCACCCGCCAAGACCCGGUGUUGGCAGACUUGAUCUGGCAAAGUCUCAACUCAGUGCAGGGUUUUGACCUGUUCUCCUCUGCUGCGUAUGCACCUGCCAAAAAUCUGAUGUUCAAAGACUCUACGCAAAAGCUCGUCCGGCUACCUCCCAAGACAAACUCCUUCUUGUAUUUGGGCGCCAGCUACAUGAGCAUCAUUCGCUCUCUGAACAAAGGUAAUUCAUGCAAUCAUCAAACUCAGGUGAACACUUGAACAAUUUUUAAAAAUUUUAUUCCAGAGGUCACUGCAGGUGGAUCCAGCGCCAUCACAUGGUGUUCUGUGGGCCACAGCGAGACACGGAAAUGUGACACAUGGAGUAUCAAUGCCAUGGUGGAUGGUGAAAGCAAGAUUCUGUGUCAGACUGCCUCCACUGUGGAAGAGUGCCUGAAGAUGAUCAUUAGUAAAGAGGCAGAUGCCGUAUCAGUGGAUGGGGGAGAGGUGUACACUGCCGGACAGUGCGGUCUGAUUCCAGCCAUGGUGGAGCAGUAUGAUGACGCCAAGUGCAGCAUAUCUGGAGCCUCAUCAUCUUCCUACUACGCUGUUGCUGUGGUCAAGAAGGGUUCCGGGGUGACGUGGGCCAACCUGAGGGGGAAGAAGUCCUGCCACACAGGCUUUGGCAGAAAUGCCGGCUGGAACAUUCCCAUGGGUAGAAUCCACAAGGAGACGGGCAGCUGCGACUUCAGCAAAUUCUUCACUAGCGGCUGCGCCCCUGGAGCUCCAGCUGACUCUCCAUUCUGCACUCAGUGCGCAGGCAGUGGGAAGGCUGUGGAUGACAAAUUUAAGUGUCAACCCAGUUCAGAAGAAAAGUACUACGGCUAUGCUGGGGCCUUCAGAUGCCUUGUUGAGGGUGCUGGUGAUGUGGCGUUCAUUAAACACUCAAUUGUUCAGGAAAACAGUGAUGGUAAGGGUCCAGCAUGGGCAGCAGAUGUCCUGAGCAGUGACUAUGAGCUCAUUUGCCCCUCCAAGGGUCCAGUGCCCAUCACAGACUUUGAAUCUUGCCACCUGGCGGCCACUCCAGCGCACGCAGUGGUGACCCGCCCUGAGACCCGGAACCAAGUUGUCAAUAUUCUCCAGGAACAGCAGGCUCUGUUUGGAAGCGGCACUGACUCCAGUUUCAAACUGUUUGAGUCUGCCCCAGAGAAGAAUCUCCUCUUCAAAGACUCUACCAAAUGUCUCCAGGAGGUGCCAAGUGGAUCCGAUUACAAGGACUUUUUGGGACCAGAUUACAUGGCUGCCAUGACGUCACUGAGGCAGUGCAGUGAUUCCACUCCAGAUCUGGAGAAAUUGUGCACAUCCCACACCUGUCAGCAGAAAAUAGCUGGCGUGUUGUCGGCCCCCACCGAGCAUGUCCGGUGGUGCGUCAAAUCGGACAAGGAGCAACAGAAGUGCUCAGACUUGGCCGCCGAGGCGCCGGUUUUCACCUGCGUGCAGAAAGCUGACUCCAAAGGAUGCAUUGGCGCAAUUCAUGCGGGGACAGCUGACGCAAUCACAUUGGAUGGAGGAGACAUCUACACUGCUGGACUAGAGAACUUUAAACUCAAUCCCAUAAUUGCAGAAGACUAUGGUGCCACAUCUGAUAGCUGUUAUUAUGCUGUCGCUGUGGUAAAGAAGGGCACGGACUUUGGCAUCAGAGACCUGGCAGGGAAGCGAUCUUGCCACACUGGUUUGGGAAAAUCGGCUGGCUGGAUCAUCCCAAUUGGAACUCUGAUCAAGUUGGGUGUGUUGACAUGGGGAGGCAGCGAGGGCCAAACUAUUGAGGCUGCUGUAGGUAACUUCUUCUCAAAGAGCUGUGUUCCUGGAGCAGAAGAGGGUUCCAAACUGUGCAAAGGCUGCAAGGGGGACUGCUCACGGUCUCACGAUGAACCCUACUAUGACUAUGGUGGUGCAUUCCAGUGCCUGGUUGAAGAUGCUGGAGAUGUGGCAUUUGUCAAGCAUCUGACUGUACCAGAUGGGGAGAAGGCAAACUAUGAGCUACUGUGUGUAAACAACACCAGAGCGCCAAUUGAAAACUUCAAAGAAUGUCACCUGGCCAGGGUACCUGCUCAUGCUGUAGUUACCCGCCAAGACCGGGCGCUGGCAGACUUGAUCUGGCAAAGCCUCACAUCAGUGCAGGAAUUCAACCUCUUUUCCUCUGCUGCAUACGGACCCGCCAAGAAUCUGAUGUUCAAAGAUUCUACACAAAAAUUGGUCCGGCUGCCUCCCAACGCAAACUCCUUCUUGUAUUUGGGUGCCAGCUACAUGAGUACCAUUCGCUCGCUGAACAAAGAGAUCACCGCAGCUGGAUCCAGCGCGAUCACAUGGUGUUCUGUGGGCCACAGUGAGAGACUGAAAUGUGACUCCUGGAGUGUCAACAGCAUGGUGGAUGCUGAAAACCAAAUUCUGUGUCAGACUGCCCCCAGUGUAGAAGAGUGCUUCAAGAUGAUCAUUAGUAAAGAGGCAGAUGCAAUGGCAGUGGAUGGGGGAGAGGUGUACACUGCUGGACAGUGUGGUCUGGUUCCAGCCAUGGUGGAGCAGUAUGAUGAAGCAAAGUGCAGCGUAUCUGGAGCCUCGUCAUCGUCCUACUACGCCGUUGCUGUGGUCAAGAAGGGUUCUGGGGUGACCUGGGCCAACCUGAAGGGGAAGAAGUCCUGCCACACAGGCUUUGGCAGAAAUGCUGGCUGGAACAUUCCCAUGGGUAAAAUCCACAAGGAGACAGAGAGCUGCGAGUUCAGCAAGUUCUUCAGUAGUGGCUGCGCUCCUGGAGCCCCAGCCGACUCUCCAUUCUGCGCUCAGUGCGCAGGCAGUGGGAAACCUGUGGAUGAUGAAUUCAAGUGCCAACCCAGUUCAGAGGAAAAGUACUAUGGCUAUGCUGGUGCCUUUAGAUGUCUUGUUGAGGGUGCUGGUGAUGUGGCCUUCAUUAAACACACAACUGUUGAGGAAAACACUAAUGGUAGAGGUCCAGCAUGGGCAGCUGAUGUCUUGAGCAGUGACUAUGAGCUCAUUUGCCCCGACAUGGGUCCGGUGCCCAUCACAGACUUUGAGUCUUGCCACCUGGCAGUUACUCCAGCACAUGCCGUUGUGACCAGUCCUGAAACCCGCAACCAUGUUGUCAGUAUUCUCCUGGAACAGCAGGCCAAAUUCGGAAGAAAUGGCAGUGACGAAUGUUUCAAAAUGUUUGAGUCUGAACCUGAGAAGAACCUUCUCUUCAAAGACUCCACCAAAUGUCUCCAGGAGGUGCCAAAUGGAACAACUUAUAAAAACUUCUUAGGACCAGAUUACAUGGAUGCCAUGAUUAUACUGAGACAGUGCAGUGGUGCCACUCCAGAUCUGGAGAAAUUGUGUUCAUCUCACACCUGUCAGCAGACGAGCUAGACUGCUCUUCCGUGAUACAUUUUGUAUUUUCUCUGUUCCAUAGCUACUUUCAAAUCAGUACUCAAUGACUUUUGAAAACUGUUGAACUCAUUGGGUUUUCUUAACAUGUGCCACUUCCCGACCCCAAAUAAAGGCUUUUCAAUGUUAGAAA
Molecule: messenger RNA, 4549 nt
Organism: Syngnathoides biaculeatus (alligator pipefish)
Lineage: Eukaryota; Metazoa; Chordata; Actinopteri; Syngnathiformes; Syngnathidae
Gene: tfa
Product: transferrin-a
Exons: 33
Biological process (GO): antibacterial humoral response; iron ion transport; intracellular iron ion homeostasis
Cellular component (GO): early endosome; plasma membrane; recycling endosome
Molecular function (GO): ferric iron binding
Source: RefSeq, a predicted model, not a curated record